AUGACCGCGCAAACAACCCCUGACGCCGACGCCGCCUAUUUUCUCACUCACCCCGCAACAUCCCCGCUCAUAGGCGACAAAUCGUAUACCCAAAUCCCUGGAGGAUCAGCGCUCUUCCACGACCCCUUCUUCCGACGAGCCGCACGCACACACUCCGCUGUACUCCGCACCGCAUUCAUCUUCCGCGCCCUCCCCAACCCGGAGGGCCACCUCCUCAUCCAAGUCGGGCACGGUGUCUGCGGGCAAUCCGGGGUCGCGCACGGCGGGUUCCUCGCGACGGUGAUGGACGAGGUUUCGGGGAACUUGAUAGCGAGUACGCGGCUUGAUCAGGGGUUGGGAAUGUAUACGGCCGCGCUGAAUAUGGGAUAUAAGCGGCCAGUGCUGGUGGAGGGGUUUGAUUUGACCACUGGGGAAGGGGUUGGGGAUGGGAGCGGUACUGUGAUUGUUGCGACGGCGAGGUUGGCGAGGUUGGAGGGAAGAAAGGUGUUUAUUGGGGCAGAAAUUAGGGAUGAGAGAGGAGAGGUUUGUACGACUGCGGAGUUGAUUUUUGUGCAGAAGAAGCCUGUUCCAGUUUUGUGA
Messenger RNA from Aspergillus calidoustus, 579 nucleotides. The record is from the annotation of a GenBank genome assembly. NCBI's taxonomy places the organism in Eukaryota, Fungi, Ascomycota, Eurotiomycetes, Eurotiales, Aspergillaceae.